Calliphora vicina (urban bluebottle blowfly) is the source of this 1195-nucleotide messenger RNA. Its product is annotated as ketimine reductase mu-crystallin. Gene Ontology annotation, cellular component: cytoplasm. The transcript has 3 exons. Lineage: Eukaryota; Metazoa; Arthropoda; Insecta; Diptera; Calliphoridae. Gene Ontology annotation, molecular function: hormone binding. The coding region runs from base 123 to 1154 and encodes 343 amino acids. The record is from RefSeq and is a predicted model, not a curated record.
AUUUUGCAAAAUUCUGAUAAAAUGAAACAUAUUUAAAGCUAAUUUUUGCAAAAUAAACUUAGUUUUUAAAUAAAAUUACAAAUAAAUUAAACCUGACUAAAGAAAGCAAUAAAAUUGUAAACAUGGCUGCUAUACCACCAAAAUACAUAUCUGCCGAUGAUGUGGAAAAACUCCUAACUUGGCCGCUGGUAAAUGAAGCUGUAGAGGAAGCUUUAAAAGCAACCGGACAAACUGAAGCAGAUCCUGUAAAUCCUCAACAUUCCUAUGCUGUACAACCAGCCCGUUCCAUGACGCCCAGUGGCGAUCGUACAAAGCUUUUAAUGUGUAUGCCAGGUUUUGUAGGCAACUAUACAUUAGGUGCCGCCGACAAUAAGAAAAAUACUUUAGCUUGCAAGUUGGUAACAUCAUUUGCUUCCAAUCAACAUCUUACACCGCCUGUACCCAAUAUCUUGGCCAACAUUUUACUGUUCAACAAUCAAACGGGUCAUUUGCAAUGCAUUAUGGAUGGCACUCAAAUAACUGCCUGGCGCACAGCUGCCGCUUCCAUAGUGGCCACAAAAUAUUUGUAUUUCAAACGUUUUCCUGAGGAUGCCAACAAGGCCAUUCGAUUGGCUGUUAUUGGUUGUGGUGUACAAGGACAAUCUCAUGCCCUAGGCAUGUGCAAGACAUUUAAUGUUAUCGAUGUUUAUCUGUAUAAUCGCACUAAAGCGAAGGCGGAUCUAUUGGCCGACAAAUUGAAAGCAGAAUUCCCUACCAGAGUCCAUGUUUGCGAUACUGCAGAGAAGGCAGUACAAGAGGCUGAUGUGGUGUGUGUGGGAACCUACUCACCAACUGCUUUAAUAAACUAUGCCAUGCUUAAAGGGAAUGAUGUGCACAUAAAUACUGUUGGCGCUGGCCAGGUUCACUUUGGUGAAGUGGCCCAAGAUAUUUAUGACCAGAGUGUGGUUUACGUGGACUCUAUGCUCAGUGCUAAAGUUGAGCUGAAAGAUCUUAAGGCUCGCAUUGUGGGCGAGGUUGGUGAAGUCAUACGUAAUGGCAAGAGAACGGAAAAUGAGCGUAUCACUAUUUAUCAAUCUAUGGGCAUUGCUGCGGAAGAUUGCACUGUUGCACAAGCAAUUUACGAUGCUACUAUUAAGGAGAAAAAUUGCUCAUGAAUUUAAUUUCCCUUUUUUAAUAAAAAUAAUUGAAAUAUAAA